Messenger RNA from Paramuricea clavata, 579 nucleotides. Lineage: Eukaryota; Metazoa; Cnidaria; Anthozoa; Malacalcyonacea; Plexauridae. The record is from the annotation of a GenBank genome assembly.
AUGGCGGCUAUUGAAAAUAAUGAAGAGGGCCUUUUUAUGGCCUGUUUUGAAGACGUUGCGGCAUUGUUAGAUAUUUGUGAAGAGCAAGACGGCAACAUUGAUCAAAAUGUUAUUGAAUCAGUAAUAAACCAGUUAGAAUCCGCUGUAAAAUUCGUGGAAAAUGUGUUGCCAUCUGUAAACGAAUGUAGAGAUGCUAUAUCUGAGGUUGGAAACAACUUGAAGCUCUUAUAUCAUGUGUGGUGUCGCAAACUACAAGAACUUUGGCAGAGAAGUAACACAGCCUGUACUCACUUGGCAGUCUUUUUCAUUAGUCAUCCUGGACAUUGCAUAAGUGCAGGACCAGGAAGGCCUAAAUAUAACAUUGAUGAAAAAGUUUUGUUAAACCUAAGGACUCUAGGCUUUAAGUGGAAAGAGAUUGCUCAACUAUUGUUGGUUUCACGUUGGACUAUAUGGCGCCGAGUACGAGAGCUGGAUAUUGUGGCAAGAACUGGGUUUUCGGACAUCAGAAAUGAUCAGCUUGAUGAUAUUGUAAGAGCUUUCAUGAAUGUUAGCAUUAAACUGUACAUUUACCAAAGUUAA